AUGGGUGUCUUCAGCUACGUCGGAUUUUCCCUUUGUUGUGUUCUUUUCUUCGGAGUCGUUCUUUCGCAUGCAGACACAACGCUCCAAAACGACACUAUAUCGACCAUCUGUCCAAAUACCAGUAACCCAUUGUUAUGCUGGCAAAUGUUGAAAUCGGUGAGAAACUUAGACUCUGUAAGCCUAACAAAUUACACCCUCAACUUUACACGUACGAGCGCCAUCGAAUGUCUACACUAUGCACAAGGGCUCGAGGCGAAAGAGACAGUCAAUCUAGAGCUUAAGAAACGAUAUUCAUAUUGCUCGAAAUCCAUAAAGUCUACAGUGACCGACAUAGAAGUUGCUCAAGAAUAUAUGGGCUAUGGUUCUUAUAUUGUUGCCGAUCUUAACACCAUGGGUGCCUUUACGGAUUCAGGCGAUUGUCUAAAUAGCUUCAAUCAACCGCCACCGGAACCGUCGGCUCUUCAAAAGAGCGUCAAGAAUCUUAAUGAUAUUUGUGAGAUUGCCUGUCAUUUCACGCAUUUUAUCGCCGGAGAUGAUGCUUGA
Messenger RNA from Cucurbita moschata (crookneck pumpkin), 543 nucleotides. RefSeq names its product pectinesterase inhibitor-like. The coding region runs from base 1 to 543 and encodes 180 amino acids. Gene Ontology annotation, molecular function: pectinesterase inhibitor activity. NCBI's taxonomy places the organism in Eukaryota, Viridiplantae, Streptophyta, Magnoliopsida, Cucurbitales, Cucurbitaceae. The transcript has a single exon. Gene Ontology annotation, biological process: negative regulation of catalytic activity. The record is from RefSeq and is a predicted model, not a curated record.